ACAAUAAAGGACAAACCGCCUGCAUGUUAAUACGGACCUCAGGGUGAAACUUUUCUAUGAGCAUUCUCCUGUUUGCUUGUUGUCCAGAAAAGCUGAAAAGAUUCGCGCAGCCCAGCCAGGAGACACAAAUUGUUGUGGAAAUUAGACAACACUCGCAGACCCGUCCUCUGAAGUCUUCCGGCUUUUGCACCUGAGUUGUAAACUUUCCACCAGUAAGAAAUAAUGACUGCCAUUAAUUCACCACCAGACAAGUAUAAUGCUGUGUGGAUUAUCUUUUUCAUCCUGGGGCUGGGAACGCUUCUGCCAUGGAACUUCUUCAUGACCGCCACCAUGUACUUCACCAGCCGUCUCAGAGAUCCUGCUCCAGAUGCAGAUCCCCUGAACAAUACCCACAAUGGCACAUGGAUAGAAGUUGACACACGUAGCGUCCUGGAAUCGAAGUUCAACAACAUGAUGACCCUGUGUGCCAUGGUGCCGCUGCUCCUCUUCACCUGCAUUAAUUCCUUCAUCCAUCAGAGGAUUCCUCAGAAAUUGAGGAUCUCCGGCAGCCUCUCUGUGAUCCUGGUGGUAUUUCUGAUCACUGCAAUGUUGGUCAAGGUGGACAUGGCACCUGUGCCCUUUUUCACAGUCACCAUGAUCAAAAUCGUCUGCAUCAACUCUUUUGGUGCCAUUUUGCAGGGGAGUCUCUUUGGGCUGGCAGGACUGCUUCCAGCUUCCUAUACCACUCCUAUCAUGAGUGGCCAGGGGUUCGCUGGAUCAUUUGCAGCCACUUCCAUGAUCUGUGCAAUCGCCAGUGGCUCAUCGCUGAAGGACAGUGCUUUUGGCUACUUCAUCACUGCCUGUGUUGUAAUUCUUCUGGCCAUCACUUCUUAUGUUGCCCUGCCCAAAAUGGAAUUCUUCAAGUAUUAUGCAGACACCAGUAGCCCCAAGCCUUCCAGUGAUGAGGAAAACACGAUGGACCUGUUGAACAAAGAUGCUGCUGUUACAGAAAUCCCUGGGGAGAAGACAGUUGGGAGUCUGACCGAAGAGGAGACCACGCAUACCGUGUCUGUGUUUGCCAUCUUUAAAAAGAUUUGGGUGAUGGCCCUUUCAGUGUGUUUUGUUUUUACCAUCACUAUUGGAAUAUUCCCUGCUGUGACUGUGGAGGUCAGGUCCUCUGCGACUAAAGGAGGUGCUUGGGAGAAAUACUUCAUUCCCGUGUUCUGCUUCUUGCUUUUUAACUUAAUGGACUGGGCUGGACGAAGCUUAACUGCAAAGUGCACAUGGGCUCGGAGGGGGGUGGACAACAAGGGCUCCAAUGCCAGGCAAGGAGCAACCGUUAUGGAUAGUAUGCCUGGUAAAGACAGCAAAUUGCUGCCUGUGCUGGUGAUCCUCCGUGUCGUAUUCGUCCCCUUCUUCAUUCUGUGUAACGUGCAACCCAGGAGCAACCUGCCCGUUGUGUUCGCCCAUGACGCGUGGUACAUUGUUUUCAUGAUCAUCUUCUCGUUCAGCAACGGCUAUCUGGCCAGCCUGUGCAUGUGCUUUGGACCUAAGAAAGUGGCCCAGCAUGAAGCAGAGACAGCCGGAGCCAUCAUGGCCUUCUUCCUGUCUUUGGGUCUGGCGCUGGGAGCUGCGCUGUCCUUUGGCUUCAGGGCAAUGAUCUAGAACCUUUUACUCGGUAUAGCACUUUCUGUGGGGAAGGACAGAAACAUUACCAGACUGCUAAACUGCCAUUUGGAAACGCGCAGAUUUCGAAUUUAACCAAGCUUCGGAGUUCAACAGAACUACCGCUCUGCCUAUACAGAGAAAAAUAUCACUUAUUCAGAAGAACAUGUUCUUGGCGUCCAUGUGUUCAUGGAAACCUGGGACAGACAUGGUGAUGGAAAGAGAACUUUUCACCACAGAGUGUUCAAUCAAAAAGCCAUCGUGUAAGCCAAAAAAGCAAUUUAUUAGCUUGUAUUUUUCCACUCGUUCUUCCUGGGGUUGGUUAUCGAUUUUGGUUUUAGUACUUUUCUUCAGUUUGAAAUAGUAAUAGAAGGAUCACGGAAUCAUUUGUUUUAUAGAAUGUGUUCCGUUGUAUUUUAGUCUUUUAUAUUUAACAUUGUUAUUUUUAAGAAGUGAUGGUAUUAAUGUAGAACCCCGCUUAAAAAAAAAAACCCAACAAGGGCAGUACAUUUAUAUUUAUUCAUUUAGCGGACGCUUUUAUCCAAAGCAACUUACAAAUGAGGAAAUACAAGCAAAUCAGUAGUUUCUUACACUACUUUUAACAGGAGUCAUGCUUGUGCUGAUGAAGAAACAGGCAACAUGUAUAUUUGUCCUGUAACUGCAUGUGGUCAGUUGAAACCACAGAUUUAUUUUUAAUGCAUUUAAAAUUGUAUUUUUUUUUCUUUAAUUUAUACGUGUAUAACAUAUUGGUUUAGUAUAGGUGUUUUUGUUUGGUUUAGUAAUGAAGGGCAUAAAGCUUUAACGGAGUACUGGAACUUUUUUCUUUUUUCCCCCAAUUACAUCAGUAAUGUUUGGGGUAAAUACAUUUAUGUAAUUAGUAAAUAAAAUUUUAAGAGAUGGGACAUUUGGUUCUGCAUUACCAACAUCGUCAGCAUACCACAGUUAAAAUGAAAGUGUCUCAGUUUUGGGAAAGUGCAUGCAAGCAACCAGAAUGACUUUGUUCCCUGAAAUUAUUUUGGUAAGACCUUCUGUCUCAUGUCUGCCAGACCUUUAUUGUUAGCGUGCCAAGAUUGCUGUUUUGAAUCGGAGUUACGUAUGAGACAAGUGGUUUAACAAGUGCCAUUAUGAGUAAAGUUUCUGUUCUUCUCUUGUACUCCUGUGUGUGGUGUGCACACAUGCUCUAUAGAGGUGAUGGGUGAGGAUUAGGGUGAAAAUGUCAGCAUGAUAAUGUAACAACUUUUGUCAUAAUGACUUUUAUUUUAAUCUUGCCAGUGAUUCAGCACACUGGAUGGCCAUGCUGCUUUGGUGGCGCUUGGCCUGAGUGUCUUCAAUAAAAGCUGAGCUGAAUUGUCUGCUAAA
Ictalurus punctatus (channel catfish) is the source of this 3003-nucleotide messenger RNA. It is a transcript of the gene slc29a1a, whose product is annotated as solute carrier family 29 member 1a. NCBI's taxonomy places the organism in Eukaryota, Metazoa, Chordata, Actinopteri, Siluriformes, Ictaluridae. Gene Ontology annotation, cellular component: plasma membrane. Gene Ontology annotation, molecular function: nucleoside transmembrane transporter activity. Gene Ontology annotation, biological process: nucleoside transmembrane transport; uridine transmembrane transport. Bases 223 to 1644 code for a protein of 473 amino acids. The record is from RefSeq and is a predicted model, not a curated record. The transcript has 14 exons.